Raphanus sativus (radish) is the source of this 851-nucleotide messenger RNA. RefSeq names its product dirigent protein 7. The record is from RefSeq and is a predicted model, not a curated record. The transcript has a single exon. Bases 152 to 712 code for a protein of 186 amino acids. Lineage: Eukaryota; Viridiplantae; Streptophyta; Magnoliopsida; Brassicales; Brassicaceae.
UGGCGCAGAAAAAUUUCAAAUAUUGACCCAUGUUUUCUUGUGGCAAAUAUAUUAACAUAGAAGCCAUCUUCAUGUACUUUAAUAAUAGUCUAUAUAAUACAUAUAAACACACUAUGAACGAGACAUAAAACUCAUACCACAAUCCACACAAAUGGCAAACCUCAUCCUCAGCAUCACCUCUCUAAUCAUCCUUCUCGCAGCUGUUGUCUCCGCAGGAAAGGGCCAACACUUUGGCAAAACCAUUAACCGGAAACACCUCGGAACCCGUAAGGAGAAACUCACUUUCUUCCGUGUCUACUGGCAUGACAUUCAAAGCGGCUCGAACCCUAGCUCGGUCGUGCUCCGACCUCCUCUCUCCAACUCCUCCUUCUUCGGAGCGGUCACCAUGAUCGAUAACCGUUUAACUACAGAGGUCUCCGUAAACUCGACUUUGGUAGGCCAGGCUCAAGGGAUGUACGCUGGUGCGGGCCAACACGAUGCUUCUGCGCUUAUGGUGAUGAACUUCGCGUUCAAGACAGGUAAGUAUAACGGAAGUACGAUCUCGAUUCUUGGUCGAAACGCGGUGUUGACUAAGGUUAGGGAGAUGCCGGUGAUCGGAGGAAGUGGACUGUUCCGGUUCGCUAGAGGUUAUGUCGAGGCUAGGACUAAGUGGUUGGAUGUAAAGACAGGAGAUGCUACUGUUGAGUACAGCUGUUACGUCUUGCAUUAUUGACAAUAUGAUGAUUGUAUGUCUCUCAUUUUAAAAAAAAUUAUUUAGAUUGCUAUGUCUGGGUCCUGGUUUAUUGACUUACUUGUAUUUUGGUCCAUGCUUUCCAUGAACAUAAUAAUGUGCAAUGCUAUUCCAAUCUAAA